AGGUGGGACCAGAUCUUCGCCUUGACCGUCUGUGGUGUUAAAUCUACAGCACAUCUGCCUGUCGGUGGUAUUAAAGAGUCAUUGUCAUGUGACGUGUACUAACUGACCUCCCCAUAUCACGCUCUCUCUUUUUGUCUGUACUGAUUCUGGUGGAAGAACAUUCUUGUUUUCUUUUUUCUUGUUUUGUUUUUUUUAAAAACAUGUCAGGUUUUUGCUCGACGGAGCACCCGCAUUCCUUCAUUUCUUCAUCCUGCGUCGUCGUGGGAAGCGCAGGAGGUGCUGCGUGGAAGACUCUCUUCAGCGGGUUAAAAUGGAGGCCGUCUGUCCACCAUUUCUCCUUCUCCUGCUUCCGUCGACUGCCAGAACACGCGGGACGGCUUCCACGGGCAUGCGCUACACUGUUUGAUGACCAAGAAGACAGAAGCCACCCGAACCCACUGUCUCUGACAAAUGAGCAACGUGGGAUGGCUCUCUUCCUCUUCCUGUUACUCCUCCUCCUCCUCCUCCUCGCAGCCGGCGCACCCUAUCCCCGCUUCUCCUCCAAUGACACCGUGUUUCAGCACCUGGCCCUGCACCCGGACCCUGCCGUGGGCACGCUCUACGUGGGGGCGCGCGACCGCCUCUACCAGCUGGCCGGCCUGGACGGCCUGCGCCUGGAGGCGGAGGAGCAGACAGGUCCCGUGAGAGACAGCAAGGAGUGCCUGCCUCCUGUUACCACGGACAGCUGUCCCCAGGCGCGGCUGGCAAGCAACCACAACAAGCUGCUGCUGGCGGAGCCGCACUCACUGCAGCUCGUCACGUGCGGCAGCGCCCACCAGGGCACGUGCCAGAAACGCAGCCUCGCCAACGUGAGCCGCGUGCUCUUCUCGGCCGCGAGGCCCGUGGACACGCAGUACGUCGCCGCCAACGACCCGGCCGUCUCCACCGUCGGGCUUGUGGCGAGGCCGCGUGACGGGGCCCCGCCCCUCCUCUACGUGGGGCGGGGCUACACGAGCAGUCACCCACCCAUCUCCACUCGCCAGCUGUCAGGCGAGCCCGUCUUCUCCUACGAGGAGACAGCCAAACUGGCCGUGGCGGGCCGCCUCUCGGAGUACGACCACAACUUCGUAGCCGCCUUCGCGCGUCAUGGCCACGCCUACUUCCUCUUCUACAGGCGGGACCUCAAAGCGGCUUCGCGGGAAUACAGGUCAUAUGUCGCGCGGGUGUGUCUGGAAGACCAGGCUUAUUAUUCCUAUGUGGAGGUGCCGCUAGCGUGUCAUUCCGGCUCGCCUGGGAAGCACUACAACCUCCUCCAGGCGGCACAGGUGGGCGGGAAGGACUCGGAUGACGGGCAGGUCCUGAUGGCGGUCUUUUCCACACCCCUCAACGCCGCCAGCAGCCCGAGUGAAGAGUCGGCACUUUGCGUUUACGGUCUGGACGAAAUGGACCGGCGUAUAGAUGCCACGCGGGACCUGUGCUACACACAGCAUGGCCACAAUGGAAGCGCUAGGGUGGCAUACAUCGAGUACGAGGUCAAAUCCAGCUGCGCUAAUCUGCCCAUGGACACGCUGAACGCCUACCCAUGCGGCUCAGACCAUACUCCCAGUCCAAUGGCCAGCCGGGAGCCAGUGGAAGCCGAGGCGGUAUUGGACAGCCCGUCUUCUCGUCUCACAGCUGUGGCAGUCAGCGUGAGGGAGGGCCACUCCAUUGCUUUUCUGGGAGACUCCAAAGGAAACUUGCACAAGGUGUUCCUGGGCAGGCCUGGAGAGGUGAAGAACUACUCCACUGUUCCCAUUCAGGCCGGCUCCCCUAUUAAGCGAGACCUGCUGCUUGACGCCUCCCAGACACACCUCUACAUCAUGACCAGUAAUACCGUAGAGAAAAGGCCGGUGGCAGAGUGUGAGAGACAUAGAGAUUGUCAGUCUUGUCUUGAGGCGCAAGAUCCCUACUGUGGUUGGUGUGUCCUCGAGGGGAAGUGCGGCAUGCGCUCCGAAUGUGGGCGGGGCUCGGUGGAUGGCCAUUGGCUGUGGAGUUUCGAUGGGGAGCACAAGUGUUUGAGGGUGGAGUCACUGAGCCAGUCCAAUAUCAGCCUCGGAGUGCAGAAGAACGUGGCCAUGGAGGUGCCUGGUCUGCCCAGCCUGUCUGAGGGGGAGGCCUACUCCUGUUUUUUUGAGGAGGCGCGGAGUACAGCUUUCAUCAGCGGCACCAUGGUCAUCUGCUCCACUCCUCCUGGUCACAGGGCACCUCCAGUACCUCCAGGACAGGAUUUCGUGUCGGUCACUCUGUCUCUACGCUUCGGGGCUGUUACCGUGGCAAUGCAAGAGUUCACCUUCUACGACUGCUCUCUUGUACAGGAACUAUCAGGGACCAUGCCGUGUACGGGGUGUGUGAGCAGCCGCUGGAGGUGUAACUGGUGCGUCCAUCAGCACGUGUGCACACACAAGACCACAUGUGACCAAGGAGUGCUCGUGUACAACCAGCAUUUCCAACUUCCGACCUCUACUCCCCAAACGACCCACGUCGUUGAUAAGUUCACGUCAGCCACUCCUAUGCAUUCUACCGUGGCGCUGACCAAAACCUCCAUAACAACAGAGGCCGUAGCCUUGACUACUCUCCCCGCGGCCACUGCAGAACCAACCACAAUCCUUACCCCAGCUGUCAUGAGCACACCCCCCCCCACGACCACGCCCACCACCCUACGGCAUACCGCGCCUUUCCUGGCCGCACAGGCUCCGGUCACAGCAGCGGGGGCUCGUUCUUUCCUUAACGACAGCGUAGAAGGUAAAGGGACUGCCUGGGUAGCUCCCGUUGAUCUGCCCCACAGAGAGUCGGCUGUAGAGCCAGUCCAAGUUCCCAGCCCGGCGGGGCCCUCCGGGGAAUCGCCCCCCGCCCCCUCGGCCGACGUGGUGACCCUCUGGUCUGGGGAGGCCGAUGAGGGGGAGGCGGCCCCGGAGACGGGGCCGCCGGCGUCCUCGGCCUCGGCUCCGUCCGGAGACGGCGAGGCGGGUCACGACUCAGCCAGUUUCCCUCAGGCCCCCGACACGGACUACCAGUCCGACCCAGACGACUUUUUCCUCGCGGGCGAGGAAGACUUGCUGGUGACUGGGGGAGUCUAUGCUUGUCCCUGUGUGGAAAGUGUUGAAGGGUCCUCCCUCCUGCCUAUAAACACAGAGAGGAAGAUCACUCUGGUAGCACGCAACCUGCACCUGUACCAGGAUGUGGACCUAGAUUAUGAGUGUGUGCUGGCCAUCGAGGGCACGUCUGUGGUGGUCACAGCGUUUGCGGAGGUGGAUGACACGCGGCCCUUCCUCUUCUACAUCACCUGCCAGCUCCACCAGUAUUCCUACUUUGCGGAUGUGGAUGAAUACAACGCUACAAUUGCUGUGAGGAGGCGCGACUCGUUUGUGACGGACCGUCCUCGUGACUUGCACGUGAGGCUGUACAACUGCUCGGUGGGGCGCGCCGACUGCAGCCGCUGCUACACAGCCGAGCCGCUCUACGACUGCACGUGGUGCGAGGGGUCCCGCUCCCGCUGCGUCCACCGUGACUCCUGCACCGCCCACAUCCAGCACAUCUGCCCUGCGCCCCACAUCCACCUGAUAGAGCCUCUGUCUGGUCCAGUAGAAGGCGGGACUCUGAUCACCAUUUCUGGAUCCAACCUGGGUCAGAGGACAGAGGACAUCCAGCACUCCGUCACUGUUGCCGGGGCGCCAUGCACAGUCCUCCCUAGUCGAUACGAGAUCUCUUCUAGUAUCGUGUGUGAGACCACAGUAAGUGGUGCCGAGAGAAGAGGACAGGUUUCUGUGGAGGUUAAAGGCGGAGGGUCAGGACAGUCAGCCCAGCACUUCCACUACCAGGACCCAGUCUUACUGAGCAUGUCUCCACUAAAAGGCCCAAUAUCAGGAGGCACAUUACUCACCAUUGUGGGGCGGGGCCUAAUGACAGGCCAGGCCAGUGAAAUCAGAGUGCUGAUUGGUGGAGUUCCCUGUCUCAUCUCUCCUAAAUGGGAAGAUGAACGAAUUGAGUGCGUGACCAGUGGCAGUAACAAAACAGGAGAACAUGGGGUCAGUGUACAGUUUGGAAGAACAGAGCGCCAUCUAAAGACAGCCCUGUAUCACUACACCCCAGACCCCAACAUCACCAACGCAUUUCCCUCUAAAAGUUUCCUCAGUGGAGGUCGGGUCAUUCGAGUUUAUGGUCAGAACCUGGACGUGGUCCAGGAACCUCGCAUCCGCGUGACCCUUAGACCCCUGGAGCCGCCCUUUCAGGUGAGGAAGAGGAGGAAGAGGAAGAGCGAGGGUCACUCGGGAAGAGAGAGCAAGCUCUGGCCUCUCAAAAGGCAACGGCGGAUAGUUCCAGAAACCGGCUGUCCUGAAGAGAGCUUCUGUGAUGUCACACAGAUGGAGGAGCGCUGCAUGCUCAACACCUCCACUCUGCUCCUGUGCCCCACGCCCGCGCUGGGCCCCGAGGCUCGUCACGCCGCUGUCGCCGUUCACUUCCUGCUGGACAACCUCCGCUUCGACUUCCAGAGAGUCGGCGGGAGGCCGUUCGUGUACGAACCGAACCCCAUCCUCCGCCCGCUCAGCAGGGAUGACCCCGGCAAACCAUACCGCCACAAACCUGGCAGUAUCAUAGCUGUGGAGGGAGAGAAUUUGGACUUGGCCAUUUUAAAGGAGGAGGUGGUGGCUCUGAUUGGAGAUGGGGUGUGUGCGGUGAAGACCCUCACGAGGAACCACCUGUACUGUGAGCCUCCUUCUCAGCAGCCGUCCGUGCCCGUGAGCGUGAAGCGGGAAGGCCCGGAUGCUCUGCCCCAGUUCACCGUGCGGAUGGGGAAUCUGAACUUCUCCCUGGGCAGGGUGCAGUAUGACUCCCAUGGCCAGCCCAUGUUCCCUCUGGAGGCUCAGGUGGGGGUGGGGGUUGGUGCCUCAGUUGUGGCUCUCAUCGUACUGGUCAUUGUGCUCGUAUACAGGAGGAAGAGUAAGCAGGCUUUGAGAGACUACAAGAAGGUCCAGAUUCAGCUGGAGAACCUGGAGACCAGCGUGAGGGAUCGCUGCAAGAAGGAGUUCACAGAUUUGAUGACUGAGAUGAUGGACAUGUCUAGUGACUUGGUGGGCUCAGGUAUCCCAUUCCUGGACUAUCGCUCCUACGCGGAUCGGAUUUUCUUCCCUGGCCACCGGGAGUCACCGCUGAGGCGAGACUUGGACGUGCCUGCCUGUCGCCGGGCUACGGUAGAGCAGGGCCUCGUUCAGCUCUCCAACCUGCUCAACAGCAAGCUCUUCCUCACCAAGUUCAUCCACACCCUGGAGGGCCAGAGGACCUUUUCUCCGCGGGAUCGCGCCUACGUGGCCUCCCUCCUCACCGUGGCACUGCACGGGAAGCUGGAGUACUUCACCGAUAUCCUGAAAACCCUGCUGGGUCACCUGGUUGAGCAGUACACCUGCAAGAACCCCAAACUCAUGCUACGCAGGACCGAGUCGGUAGUGGAGAAGCUGUUGACCAACUGGAUGAGCAUCUGCCUGUACUCCUUCCUCCGGGACUCGGCGGGUGAAUCUCUAUACAUGUUAUUUCGAGCCAUAAAGCACCAGGUGGACAAGGGCCCCGUGGAUGCUGUGACGGGCAAGGCCAAGUACACACUCAACGACAACCGGCUGCUGCGCGAGGACGUGGAAUAUCGCACGCUGACGCUGAAUGCCCUGGUAACCAGCGGGGGCGCUAGUGAGUCUCAGACGGUUCCUAUUAAAGUGCUGGACUGUGACACCAUCACACAGGUGAAGGAAAAGCUCCUGGAGCACACGUGGAAAGGCACGUCGUACUCACAGAGGCCCUCCACAGACUCGGUGCACUUGGAGUGGCGAGCAGGGAUGGCAGGUCACCUGAUCUUGUCUGAUGAAGACCUGACCUCAGUGAUGCAGGGGUCAUGGAAACGCCUCAACACUUUGCAGCACUAUAAGGUUCCGGAUGGUGCCACGGUAACCCUGGUGUCUCGGCAGUCCAAACAAGUCCACCACGACAGUCACGACUAUGUGCCCGGAGAGAAGACUCCCAUGUUGGAGGAUGGGGAGGAAGGGGUGACGAGGCUGUGGCACCUGGUGAAAGCCAGCGAGGAGCCCGAGAUGUCCAAGCACCGGCGAGGCAGUCUGAGAGAGCGAGAACGGGAGAGAGCCAAGGCCAUCCCGGAGAUCUACCUCACACGCCUGCUGUCGAUGAAGGGAACUCUGCAGAAGUUUGUGGAUGACUUGUUCACCGUGAUCCUUAGCACCAGUCGGCCGGUUCCCCUGGCCGUGAAAUAUUUCUUCGAUCUCCUGGACGACCAAGCAGCACAGCACAACAUUACAGACCCAGAAACCAUCCACAUCUGGAAGACAAACAGUCUGCCGUUGAGGUUUUGGAUCAAUGUUUUGAAGAACCCACAGUUCAUCUUCGAUGUUCAGGCCUCGGACAAUGUGGAUGCAGUGCUGUCUGUUAUUGCCCAGACCUUCAUGGACUCCUGCACCAUAGCCGACCACAAGCUGGGCAGGGACUCGCCCAUCAACAAGCUGCUGUAUGCUCGAGACAUCCCGCGCUACAAACAGAUGGUGGAGAAGUAUUACGCAGACAUAAAGCAGACCAUCUCCGCCAGUGACCAAGAGAUGAACUCGGCCCUGGCAGAGCUGUCCAGGAACUACUCGAGUGAGGUGAAUCACCUAGUGGCCUUGCAUGAGCUAUACAAGUACAUCAACAAAUAUUACGAUCAGAUCAUCACAGCUCUAGAGGACGACUCCACGGCUCAGAAGAUGCAACUGGGUUACAGGCUUCAGCAGAUAGCCGCAGCCGUGGAGAACAAAGUGACCGACCUCUGACCUUCGGACUCCGAGGAGGAGCUGAAGCUCCUAGAGGAGCACUUUGGGUUAGGAGGUCCUUGUUGCAGGCAUGCACACGUCGGCGGCGAGCGUAUCCUACAAGGAGAGAAGAUAAGGAGGUUAUUCCCUGGAACAGUGAAUCUCAGUGCAGCCACUAGCCCAACGACGUCAAGACUGUAACGGGAGCUCAUAUGUAGUUGCAGCUGGACUAUUCUUGCUCAACUCCCAAGCAAAAUCCAUUUCAGUGCCUAGCAGGCUUGCCUGGAUACCCUCUGAACCUUCAGCAGAUGUUCACUGAUGCUUGAGAAGAUUUUAUGCAAAUUGUUUUCCCAUAACUCUUUGCUUCGCAUUGGGCAGCAGGAACUUAAGAUCCUUCAUAGCUGCUUUUUAAAAAAUGAUGCCAACGUGAGUGACACCACAAGGUUUGUCUCCGGAGAGCCCUGCUGGUUCGAUCAGUCUGACCUGUUCAGAGUUAUAUAUCUAAGUGCUUAAUGUUCCCUCUCUGUCUUGAAAACUAUUGUUUCAUUGAAACCAUUUCAGACAAAUAUAAUCUCAUCUAGCAACUUAACAUAACAUGAGAUGCAUGGAAUGAAAAUUCCAGGCUUCGGCUGCGUAGCGGUCAUGGAAAAUCAACGCAAGACGCGUAUGUAAUUGCUUUUUGUAUGAUGUGCAGUACAGUUUGUAUGUACAGUCCAAAUCUGUCAGUGUUGAUAUGAUGCGAAAGGGCAAGCAAAUAUUCAGGCAGUAUCGUUUCUAUAUGAACUGGGAGAGAAGUUAAAGGGGGUGUUUUUUUUCUUUUUUUCUUUUUUCUCUCUCUCUCUCUCUCUCUCUCUCUCUCUUUUAAGUAUUCCUAACCAUCUGGGCAGCGUGCUGGCUUGCGGUUUAGCAUGUUGGCCUCCCACGACUGGGGUCUUGGGUUUGAGUCCCUAGCGGGGUGAUGUUUCCAUGGUCUCCAUGGGUCUGUGUGGGUUUCCUCCAGGGUCUCAGGUUUCCUCCCACAGUGCCCAGUGGUGGAUGGCCCUCUGUCCUGGGUGUUGUCCUCUCUCUCUCUACUCACUGCAUCCGAUUCAGUCCGCCAGGGGACUGACGUUUACGGUCGAGAGUUGGCUGCUGCUUCUCGCUGGCGUGUGACUGGAUAUAAAGCCUUUUGUGUUAAUUGUAGAGCGACUUUCUCGAAAGGCGCUAUAUAAGCAUAACUUUAUCCAUUUUAUAAUAAGCACUAGACACAAAACCAUGCCUGCACUCACAAACCUAACCUGAGCCCUAGCUGAAAUGGAACUGAUUUAACACUAAUAACAAAUUGUUGCAUUAACACCCUUAAGGCUAAACUAACACAGUUCGUGCCAGGUGUCCUGCUGUUAAUUCGCUCAUCGUUACUGAAGACUGACUUGGGCAGUGUGUACUGCCAUAUCGCUUUAUGCCCUUAUCUUCCUUAUGGCGUUCAGAAGUGCGUGGUUGUGUUGUGUACUCACCACGCGCUACGCACAUCAACGUCAGCAAUUCAGUGACGUGAAAAGGCUUCUUAUUCCAGAAUUACAAGUGGAAUCCUUAUCAAGUAGAUCUCAUCAGUCAUUUUCACUACUUCUUCUUAAUUUAUUUGUCUAUAUUAAUUGUAGUGAUGUGGGUUUUUUAUCUAGCUCGUUAAUAUUGCUUUAAUGUUCUAACGUUUGUGCGGUUAUGACGUGCGACGUAACGAGGCACUGUUGGUAUCGACAAACUCUUAAUGACUAGUCUAGUUUAAACGCUUAACCAUGUGAUAGUACUACUGCUUUUGGGCCCUUGCUAUGGGCCGGCCUGCCACCAAAUAAUCUCCCCCCGUUAGCUUCUGUUUCUAAAAGAGCGACUAACGAUUUUGAGUGUUUUGAACAUGUCCUCGUUUUCAGGUCGAAAACUGCUCACCGGUCACCAUAUAGUAAAUCCCGGUAUCCCCAAAUGCCAGAACUCACCACACAUUAGGGACGCCAUUGUGAGCUUUAUGUAAAAUUUCGGCAUGCACUUAGCGUUCAUGUGGUCUUAUAAUGCUUUAUGGGUGAGUUUCACUGUCGACUUAUAAAGAACAAAAGUUCUUUGGUUGGAACGUAUCAGGCGCAUUAAUGGGUAAUGCAAGCCACUGUGGGCCUCCAGUUAGACUGCGUAAUGUUUUCUUUAGAGUGAUCCUGGCUUUCUAUUUAUUUAUUUAUUUAUUUGGAGUCUAAUUGGCUGCUACAAGUGGAUUUAUGUGACGACCAAAUUCCCACAAAUGAUUUUUGUCUUUAAUUGCUUUGUUUACCCCAGAGAAUGGUUUUUGUUUACUGAAUACAGACAUUUGCAAAGAUACAGGUCUUA
This is a messenger RNA of Electrophorus electricus (electric eel), 9143 nucleotides long. RefSeq names its product plexin b1a (gene plxnb1a). Gene Ontology annotation, molecular function: protein binding; semaphorin receptor activity. NCBI's taxonomy places the organism in Eukaryota, Metazoa, Chordata, Actinopteri, Gymnotiformes, Gymnotidae. Gene Ontology annotation, biological process: semaphorin-plexin signaling pathway; negative regulation of cell adhesion; regulation of cell shape. The record is from RefSeq and is a predicted model, not a curated record. Gene Ontology annotation, cellular component: plasma membrane; semaphorin receptor complex.